AUGGGAACGGUUCUCGAUUCGCAUUUCCUGGCUCUCACUGCCAUUGUUACUGUGGUUUAUCAGUUUAUAUUCUUCGUAAUCACGGCUCUGUUCAAAUUUGAUCAAGUCACUGACUUUGCAGGAAGCACAAACUUCGUUAUUAUUGCUGUCUUGACUCUUGUUCUUAAAGCCACAUGGCAUUUUCGACAGAUAGUCUUGACUUUGCUAGUUGUGGUAUGGGGACUUCGCUUGGCGAUCUUCCUUCUAAUGAGGAUCUUGCAAUGGGGCGAAGAUCGACGAUUUGAUGAAAUGCGUCGAAGUUUGGUGAAACUAAUAGUAUUUUGGACUAUUCAGGCCGUGUGGGUUUGGACGGUGAGCUUACCUCUAACUGUUGUUAACGCAAGUGAUGGUGGAGGAUCUCUUAAACCGACAGAUGUUAUCGGUUGGACAAUGUGGGUUUUCGGUUUCUUGAUUGAAGCUGCAGCUGAUCAACAGAAGCUCUCUUUUAAAAACUCUCCAGAAAACAGAGGAAAAUGGUGUGAUGUUGGUGUGUGGAAGUGGUCAAGACAUCCAAACUACUUUGGUGAGAUAUUACUGUGGUGGGGAAUCUUUGUGGCUGCAUCGCCGGCUCUAGAAGGUGCAGAGUAUCUUGUCAUAAUCGGACCACUCUUUCUCACUUUGCUACUUCUAUUCGUCAGUGGCAUACCAUUACUAGAGGCAUCGGCUGACAAAAAGCAUGGCCACUUGGGAGCUUACAGAUUCUAUAAGAAGACAACAAGUCCUCUGUUUCUGUUACCGAGAGGAGUGUAUGGGAACAUACCAGGAUGGUGCAAGAAGGUCUUUCUCUUUGAGCUUCCAUUUUACAACCGAAAUCUCCCUGAAGAAGUAGCUGUCUCGUAA
Messenger RNA from Arabis nemorensis, 879 nucleotides. The record is from the annotation of a GenBank genome assembly. Lineage: Eukaryota; Viridiplantae; Streptophyta; Magnoliopsida; Brassicales; Brassicaceae.